This is a messenger RNA of Temnothorax curvispinosus, 2389 nucleotides long. RefSeq names its product prostatic acid phosphatase-like. Gene Ontology annotation, molecular function: phosphatase activity. Lineage: Eukaryota; Metazoa; Arthropoda; Insecta; Hymenoptera; Formicidae. The transcript is spliced from 7 exons. Gene Ontology annotation, biological process: dephosphorylation. Bases 243 to 1514 code for a protein of 423 amino acids. The record is from RefSeq and is a predicted model, not a curated record.
UACGGAGUCGUACUCUUUGUGCGGAUGUAUGUACACGCACGACACGUCGCCGCGUCGCCGUCGCGUGCGCGUCGUGUAAGUGUGCGCGCGACGUACGGAUACUAGGUGAAUCUGCUCCGAGAGGAUCCGCGACGUCACGUGCGAUCAACACGUGCGGCCGUCGUCGCGUCGUCGCCGCCGCCGCCGCUGCUCCGAGCCGCGACGCCGAGUAGAGAGCGACCAAGAGAGACCGUCACGCGGACAUGGACAUCGGAGUGCUGGUCGCCCUCGCGAGCAUCCUCGCCGUCAGCUGCUCCGGCACCGGCGACCUCGACCUGGGCACGGUCGUCUUCGCGAACGUGUUGUACAGGCAUGGAGAUAGGACUCCUGUUCGGCCUUACAAGAACGACCCUUACAAUAACGAAUCGUUCUGGCCGGUUCCAUAUGGACAGUUAACGAAUAUUGGAAAGCAUGAACACCUGCUUCUUGGACGCUGGCUGAGGAAACGUUACUCUCAUCUUUUAAGCGACCUUUACUCGCCGUACGACGUCUACGUUCACAGUACAGACGUAGAUCGUACCCUGAUGUCGGCCGAGGCGAAUCUCGCGGGUCUUUAUCCGCCGGUGAAGGCUCAGGUGUGGGACAGCCUCAAAUGGAUGCCAAUCCCCGUGCACACCGUCCCGGAGAAGCAGGACUACGUGUUGAAGGGAAGCAAACACUGCGCGCGAUACGAUUACGAGCUGGAGAAGCUGUUAACGUCGCCGGAAAUGGAACGCAUAAAUAAAGCGAACGCAAAGCUCUAUGUCUACUUAGGUGAGAACACCGGGGACGAUAUGUCAUCGUUUAGAGCGGUUGAACACCUAUACGAUGUUUUAUUUAUCGAGCAACUGUACAACAAAACUCUACCGCAGUGGACGAAGUCGGUGUUCCCAGAUAAACUGAGACCUAUUGCUGUACUUAGUUUUAUGACAGAAUCCUACAACAAGAUACUUCAAAGGUUAAAAUCAGGUCCACUGCUUGGAGAAAUGAUAGAUCACAUGGUCAAGAAAGCGCAACAUACCUUACACCCUGACAGAAAGCUAUGGGUAUACAGUGCUCACGAUGAGACCAUAGCGAAUUUGCUUAUGACUUUGAACUUAUUCGAGCCUCAUUGUCCACCUUACGCUGCUACGAUCCUCGUAGAAUUAAGGACGAACUCGGAAAAUCAGUACUUUGUAACAGUUUCUUAUAAAAAUACCACUGAUGAACCGAUACUUAUGACAUUACCAAGUUGCGCUACGUUAUGUCCUUUAAAUGAAUUUAUUAAUUUAACGAGAGACGUUGUACCUGAAGAUUGGGAGAGAGAAUGUUUAAUAGGAAUGUUUAAUCGGAAUGAUAUAAGUUCUAGCGAUGUCAUCGCAAUCCUGACAUCGUCCAUAUUAAUGCUAGUUUUAUUGGUCCUAAUAAUAAUCGGCUUUUUGUAUUGGCGACAUAAAAGAGAACACAGACAGUAUUAUUUUCGUUUGUCGUACAAUGGUUAUAACGAUGCCAUAUAACGGGUAUUUGGUAGAAGUAAUUAAUAUGGCGAAAAGUAUUAAAAAAUAUAGGGUAAUCAUUGAUUUAUUAAUGCCUGCGACAAAAUUAAGCAAGGCGUUUUUUUUACAAAUUUUUCUUAAAAUUUGGGACGAGAUGUUCGAUAUAUAGUAUAUAUAUAUGUCUAUUUGACUGCUUAAAUCACUAAAUAGUUCUUAUUUUAAUAUUUUUAUGCUUUAUUUUAAAAGCGCUUCUUAUAAAGAAGCUCUUUUAUAACGAAUAACACAAUUUAAUCAUUAUAUAUAUAUAUAUAUAUAUAUAUAUAUAUAUAUAUAUAUAUGUGAUAUAAUUUAUUAUAUCACAUCAACCUCGUGAUGUGCUAUUUUUUUAUGGUGAUAUAUUAGAGACAUAUUUUGAACUUUUGCUCAUUUUCAUGAAAUAAUAUGUUUUCAUCUACGUUGAAUUCGCGAUAUUCCUUUGGAAACUUAGGUUUGCUCACUUUUACACGAUAAUAACUUAUUUGAAACUGAGCAAGAUCAAAGUCCGACCAUCGCGAUAAUAACGAUUUUAUAUUGCUAUUUUAAGAAAUAGUAAAUCCGAAUAGACAAAUGGAUAUCGAAAUUUUAUAUUUUAGAAAAUUAUUUUAUUUUACGACUACCGAGAGAGACAAAUAAUCAGGUACUUUUAUAAAACACGCGUAUUUGUAAUAUAUCGUCAGAUGCAUAAAUGUCUUGUAUAAUAAAUGUUCAAUGUGAGUAAUGUAGCAUAUUGCGAAAUAUGCAAUGAACAAAUUUUGUCACAAAAUUUUAUGAAACGCAAGAACUUCUACUUUAUAGAAUAGCUGCACAACUUAAUUAUUGUUACGAUUAACUGUCUGAUACAUGUGAUAUUACAGUGA